Molecule: messenger RNA, 5685 nt
Organism: Salvelinus fontinalis (brook trout)
Lineage: Eukaryota; Metazoa; Chordata; Actinopteri; Salmoniformes; Salmonidae
Gene: ism1
Product: isthmin 1
Exons: 6
Coding region: 176-1627 (483 amino acids)
Biological process (GO): negative regulation of angiogenesis
Source: RefSeq, a predicted model, not a curated record
CCCACCCCCACCCUUUCCCCUUAAAAUUGUAAUUCUGAAUCCAGAAGUGGCUCCGAAGUGGUGUUGCGGCUCCUCGCCCGCAGCGGAUCCGGAGCUGGGAGUGUCUGCAGCGGGAGGAGCUGGCGGAGGACCCCCUGCCACACCGCAGGGACCAAAAACCGGUCAGGUGAAAAGGAUGGUUCGAUUGGCGGCAGAACUCUUGUUGCUUUUAGGACUUCUACUUCUUACCUUACAUAUCACCGUGUUACGGAGCAGCCCGCUGCACCAAGGGAAUUUUACUUUGAGCCAGGAUCAGCAGGAUACGGUGCUCGCAGAGAAUAAUGUCAGAGAAGAGAGCAGUUCAUCAGCCCACCAGGGCCCAGGGGAGCGGAGAGGACCAGAGCACCGGUCAGCCCAGCGGCCUGCUGCCCUCCCUUGGGCCCAGAGUCAGGCAACCGGAGGCAGCCUGCAGAGAGACGGGCCUGGGGCCUUCCUCCUGGACCUCCACAACUUCCCUGACCUCUCCAAGGCUGAUAUAAACAGACAGAACCCCAACAUACAGGUGACCAUAGAGGUGGUGGACGGUCUUGAGGCAGCAGAGCCUGAGAAAGGCCUGAAGAAAGAGAACAAACCAGGAUGGGCUGCUCCCAACUGGAGGAACUGGUGGCAAACCUCCUCCACCUCCUCCUCUGUCUCGACCCCCCGCAGGCCCGAGGAGCAGGCUAGGGAGCAGCAGCCGCCCUACAGGGGGGAAGGAGUUGGACGAGGGGGAGGUAAAGGAGGAGUUGGUAACACAGAGGAUAGUAACUUCCUAAAGCCACUUGGGGACUGGGAGAGGAGAGGAGGAGGAGGAGGAGGAGGAGGAGGAGGCACCAGCAAGGCUCAGACUGAAUAUGACUAUAUAGACGGAGAGGGUGACUGGAGUAACUGGUCUCCGUGCAGUGUGACCUGUAGGAACGGGAACCAGAAGAGGACCAGGUCAUGUGGUUACGCCUGCACCGCCACUGAGUCACGCACCUGUGACAUGCCAUCCUGCCCAGGUAUUGAAGACGCGUUCAAGACAGCCGCCACUGAGGUCAGUCUGCUGGCUGGAACAGACGAGUUCAACGCUACAGAGCUCUUUGGUGUCGACACAGACAGCUGUGAACGCUGGAUGAACUGUAAGUCUGAGUUCCUGAAGAAAUACAUGACCAAAGUCUCCAACGACCUCCCCGGCUGCCCCUGCUCCUACCCCACCGAGGUGGCCUACAGCACGGCCGACGUCCCCGACCCCGCCACGCGCCGGGACUUCCGCUGGAAAGACGCCAGCGGCCCCAAGGAGAAACUAGAGAUCUACAAACCCACGGCCCGGUACUGCAUCCGCUCUAUGUUAACUCUCGAGUCCACUACUCUGGCCGCACAGCACUGCUGCUACAAUGACAACAUGAAGCUCGUCACCCGGGGUAAAGGAGCAGGAACACUGAACCUCAUCAGCAAUGACUUCUCUGCUGACCUCCACUACAAGGUAGACAUCCUGCCCUGGAUCAUCUGUAAAGGGGACUGGAGUCGCUAUAACCAGGUCAGGCCUCCUAACAACGGGCAGAAGUGUCCAGACAACCCGCUGGAUGAGGAUUACCUCAAACAGGUGGACGACGCUCGAGAGUUUUAGUUACUGGAGAGAUGAACAUGUGAAGAAAAAAAAAACGAAAACGAAAACGAUCUUGAGAAAUGUUUAUGAAUCUGGUACUUCAGUUGGUGCUUCAAACCAUCUGUGAGUGUUUUUAGACUUUGGAACUAGGUGCCCAUAUAAACAGGACUGUCUGUUGAUCAGCCAACGUGAUAAAGAGACAACUUAUCUCUCACUUGGACACAAGGAACUGUUCUUCACCAUAAUCACAGUCUAUAAGUCAUGUUAGGUCUUCAUUUCUUUUGACAUAUGCCUCAAAUCAAAUGAUAUCCAAAGUAAAAUUGUAUAAUGGAUUUUGACAAUAUUUUUUUCUGAUAAUAAUUCUAUAAAUGUUUGGUUUAAAAGGGAUAGCUUGGUGUAGCUUCAUAAAAAGGGAAAAUUACUUUUCAUGUUUUAGAUUUGUUUGUAAGUUUUUUAGUUUGUUUAUGAUUGGCCAAAAGGAGAGCCCAGGGAUUGGCCAAAAGGAGAGCCCAGGGAUUGGCCAAAAGGAGAGCCCAGGGAUUCUUAAUUGGCUGAAUGAUCAGAUCCAAAUCUCCAUGUUUUGAGUCACACCCCCCUGACCUAUCAGAAGAGAGAGAGAUCCCUGACCUAUCAGGAGAAAGAGAGAUCCCUGACCUAUCAGAAGAGAGAGAGAGAGACAUCCCUGACCUAUCAGAAGAGAGAGAGAGACAUCCCUGACCUAUCAGAAGAGACAAGAGAGAGAGAUCCCUGACCUAUCAGAAGAGAGAGAGAGAUCCCUGACCUAUCAGAAGAGAGAGAGAGAGAGAUCCCUGACCUAUCAGAAGAGAGAGAGAGACAUCCCUGACCUAUCAGAAGAGAGAGAGAUCCCUGACCUAUCAGAAGAGAGAGAGAGAGAGAUCCCUGACCUAUCAGAAGAGAGAGAGAGACAUCCCUGACCUAUCAGAAGAGAGAGAGAGAGAGAGAUCCCUGACCUAUCAGAAGAGAGAGAGAGAGACAUCCCUGACCUAUCAGAAGAGAGAGAGAGAGAUCCCUGACCUAUCAGAAGAGAGAGAGAGAGACAUCCCUGACCUAUCAGAAGAGAGAGAGAGACAUCCCUGACCUAUCAGAAGUGAGAGAGAGAGAGAGAGACUUCCCUGACCUAUCAGAAGAGAGAGAGAGACAUCCCUGACCUAUCAGAAGUGAGAGAGAGACAUCCCUGACCUAUCAGAAGAGACAGAGAGAGAGAGAUCCCUGACCUAUCAGAAGAGACAGAGAGAGAGAGAUCCCUGACCUAUCAGAAGAGAGAGAGAGAGAGACAUCCCUGACCUAUCAGAAGAGACAUAGAGUGAGAUCCCUGACCUAUCAGAAGAGACAAGAGAGAGAGAUCCCUGACCUAUCAGAAGAGACAAGAGAGAGAGAGAUCCCUGACCUAUCAGGAAAGAGAGAGAGAGAUCCCUGACCUAUCAGAAGAGACAAGAGAGAGAGAUCCCUGACCUAUCAGAAGAGACAAGAGAGAGAGAUCCCUGACCUAUCAGGAAAGAGAGAGAGAGAUCCCUGACCUAUCAGGAAAGAGAGAGAGACAUCCCUGACCUAUCAGAAGAGACAUAGAGUGAGAUCCCUGACCUAUCAGAAGAGAGAGAGAUCCCUGACCUAUCAGAAGAGAGAGUGAGACAUCCCUGACCUAUCAGAAGAGAGAGAGAGACAUCCCUGACCUAUCAGAAGUGAGAGAGAGAGACAUCCCUGACCUAUCAGAAGAGACAGAGAGAGACAUCCCUGACCUAUCAGAAGAGAGAGAGAUCCCUGACCUAUCAGGAGAGAGACAUCCCUGACCUAUCAGAAGAGAGAGAGAGAGAGAGAUCCCUGACCUAUCAGAAGAGACAGAGAGAGAGAUCCUUGACCUAUCAGAAGAGAGAGAGAGACAUCCCUGACCUAUCAGAAAUGAGAGAGAGAGACAUCCCUGACCUAUCAGAAGAGACAGAGAGAGAGAUCCCUGACCUAUCAGAAGAGACAGAGAGAGACAUCCCUGACCUAUCAGAAGAGAGAGAGAGAGAGAUCCCUGACCUAUCAGAAGAGAGAGAGAGAGAUCCCUGACCUAUCAGAAGAGAGAGAGAGAGACAUCCCUGACCUAUCAGAAGAGAGAGAGAGAUCCCUGACCUAUCAGAAGAGAGAGAGAGAGACAUCCCUGACCUAUCAGAAGAGAGAGAGAGACAUCCCUGACCUAUCAGAAGUGAGAGAGAGUGAGACUUCCCUGACCUAUCAGAAGUGAGAGAGAGAGACUUCCCUGAGCUAUCAGAAGAGAGAGAGAGACAUCCCUGACCUAUCAGAAGUGAGAGAGAGAGACAUCCCUGAACUAUCAGAAGAGACAGAGAGAGUGAGAUCCCUGACCUAUCAGAAGAGACAAGAGAGAGAGAUCCCUGACCUAUCAGAAGAGACAAGAGAGAGAGAUCCCUGACCUAUCAGGAAAGAGAGAGAGAGAUCCCUGACCUAUCAGAAGAGACAAGAGAGAGAGAUCCCUGACCUAUCAGAAGAGACAAGAGAGAGAGAUCCCUGACCUAUCAGGAAAGAGAGAGAGAGAUCCCUGACCUAUCAGGAAAGAGAGAGAGACAUCCCUGACCUAUCAGAAGAGACAUAGACUGAGAUCCCUGACCUAUCAGAAGAGAGAGAGAUCACUGACCUAUCAGAAGAGAGAGAGAGAGAGUUCCCUGACCUAUCAGAAGAGAGAGAGAGAGAGACAUCCCUGACCUAUCAGAAGAGAGAGAGAGAGAUCCCUGACCUAUCAGAAGAGAGAGAGACAUCCCUGACCUAUCAGAAGAGAGAGAGAGACAUCCCUGACCUAUCAGAAGUGAGAGAGAGAGACAUCCCUGACCUAUCAGAAGAGACAGAGAGAGACAUCCCUGACCUAUCAAAAGAGAGAGAGAUCCCUGACCUAUCAGAAGAGAGAGAGACAUCCCUGACCUAUCAGAAGAGAGAGAGAGAGAGAGAUCCCUGACCUAUCAGAAGAGACAGAGAGAGAGAUCCCUGACCUAUCAGAAGUGAGAGAGACAGAGAGAGAGAGAUCCCUGAUCUAUCAGGAGAGAGAGAGAGAGACAUCCCUGACCUAUCAGAAGUGAAAGAGACAGAGAGAGAGAUCCCUGACCUAUCAGGAGAGAGAGAGACAUCCCUGACCUAUCAGAAGUGAGAGAGACAGAGAGAGAGAGAUCCCUGACCUAUCAGGAGAGAGAGAGAGAGACAUCCCUGACAUAUCAGAAGUGUGAGAGAGAGAGAGAGACAUCCCUGACCUAUCAGAAGUGAAAGAGACAGAGAGAGAGAGAUCCCUGACCUAUCAGGAGAGAGAGAGAGAGAGAUCCCUGACCUAUCAGAAGUGAGAGAGACAGAGAGAGAGAGAUCCCUGACCUAUCAGGAGAGAGAGAGAGAGACAUCCCUGACAUAUCAGAAGUGUGAGAGAGAGAGAGAGAGACAUCCCUAACCUAUCAGAAGAGAGAGAGAGAGACAUCCCUGACCUAUCAAAAUCAGAGAGUGUAUUUGUGCUGUGUAUAUCACAGUUGUAACUGAGUGUAUGGUAGAGGAGUCUUGUAACGUCCAGAAGCUACAGAGCGAUUGGUUAGCAUUCUGCCCAUAUUGGUAGCUGUAAUAUUCAGCUUCUCAUGUUAUGCUUAUAAGCUUGUUUACUUAGCAUGCUGUUUUUCUUCUUCUUUACCAAUCUCCCCUCUUCCGUAUUGACUCCUCCUUCCAGACCAUUAUCUCCGGUAUAAAAAAAACCUGCGUUAUUUUUUGUAGAGUAUUUAUUAAGCUGUAGCUUUAUGUCCCAAAUGUUGAUUGUCCAUGAUCGUUGUCGCUGAUUGGUUGAUUGGUUUCUGACUAGAUGCUAACUUGAGAUGGGACCCACACUCAAACUAAAUGGUCACGAUUGGCUUAAAUCAUUCGUCGAUUGAUAUUGAUCAGAGAUUUAAGCCGAAAAUUUUGAUUGAGCCUCUCAUCUCAAGAUAGGAUUCGGCCCAAUAGAAAACAAGAAUAGGAAAUGUGUGAAUACAGCUGUACGGGAAAAAGAUUGUGAUAUAAAUGUUUAAAUAAAAAAUGUUUAAAUAAAAAACAUGAAGUAA